CCAAAUGCAGAGGUCCCGCGGGGACACAUCUCACCGGGGGGCAGCAGCACGGACAUGACGGUGAACGAUCGUUUGGUAUAGCCUGCUGGCAUUAUCUUGACAGACAUACUCUCGACUUGGAAAACCAUAGUGAUCCGACCGGGCUGGUGGUCGGUCAUUCGUUUUAAACUGUUAGCCUCACACCUCAUCAAGCCUCCUCCAAUCUUAAUGCGCCUCGCAAUAGCCCCUGCCUUCUUCCAGUCUGACACCCAAGGAGGAGAAUUACGUUGCAACGCGGUGGACUCUUGUGGAUACACAAUCUAAACAUUAGUGAAUAUAUUCAUGCGGAUUCUUUUAAAGAAAUUGUGGGACUCCUGCUGGUAGCAGCAGUGCAUUGACAGGUCAGGGUGAGAGAGAGUGUGUGUGUGUGUGUGUGAGAGAGAGAGAGAGAGAGAGAGAGAGAGAGAGAGAGAGAGAGAGAGAGAGAGAGAGAGAGAGAGAAAGAGAGAGAGAGAGAGAUAGAGAGAGAGAGAGAGAGAGAGAGAGAGAGAGAGAGAGAGAGAGAGAGAAGAAAGAAAGAAAGAAAGAAAGAGAGAGAGAAAGAGAGAGAAAGCUGGCCUUCGUCUGAGAGCGUGACCAGCGGAUGAGCCUCGUUCAUGCGUCUCCCUGCGUGCCACUCCCACAUCACUAUGAACUGUGAGCAGGACUUUGGGGACGGGGGCUUGGGUGUCACCCUCACACUCCGACUGCUCAUGCAUGGCAAGGAGGUCGGCAGCAUCAUUGGAAAGAAAGGCGAGACGGUGAAGAGAAUACGAGAGGAGAGCAGUGCCCGGGUGAACAUUUCUGAGGGCUCCUGUCCAGAGAGGAUCAUCACCAUCACCGGCUCCACAGACUGUGUCUUCAGGGCCUUCACAAUGAUCACAUACAAACUGGAGGAGGACCUGACCACCCUGGUAGCCAAUGGCACUAUCAGCUCCAAGCCCCCGGUCACCCUGCGCCUGGUCAUUCCUGCCAGCCAGUGUGGCUCUCUCAUUGGCAAGGGAGGGACCAAGAUCAAGGAGAUCAGAGAGAGCACUGGAGCACAGAUCCAGGUGGCAGGGGAUUUGCUGCCCAACUCAACUGAGAGAGGGGUGACGAUAUCAGGAAGUCAGGACUCGGUAAUCCAGUGUGUCAAACUCAUCUGCACAGUAAUCCUUGAGUCUCCCCCGAAGGGUGCCACUAUCCCCUACCGGCCCAACCCCUCCCCUGGGGCACUCCUCAUCUCUGGGAAUCAGGUGUUUGAAGCAGCUGACUUUGCCCCCCACCCUCUGUACUCUGUCAGUCAGGGGGGUCUGGACCUCCAGCAGGCUUACACUGUACAAAACCAAUAUGGCAUUCCACAUUCAGAGUUGGCCAAGCUUCAUCAGCUGUCGAUGCAACAGAACAUGAGUCCUCUGGCCCAGCCGCCCUCCACUGGCCUACCGGGUAUGUGUGAGUGGAUAGAUGCAAACGCCCAGACUUCUCAAGAGCUCCUCAUUCCAAAUGAUCUGAUAGGCUCCAUCAUCGGCCGUCAGGGCACCAAGAUCAAUGAGAUCCGGCAGGUGUCUGGGGCUCAGAUCAAGAUUGGCAGUCAGCUGGAUGGAACAAGUGACAGACAUGUCACCAUCACUGGCACUCCAAUCAGCAUUAACCUAGCCCAGUACCUCAUCACUUCCUGUUUAGAGACGGCCAAGUCCACAGCCCAGGCGGCCUCUAUGGCUGCCCCGGUUGACCUCAACAUGGCCUUCACCCAGCCAGUCUCUCCCGCCUCCUCCCCAGCCCCCACCCUGGCGGCCAUGGGCGCCUUGACCCCCACCCAGGUCCUGGGCACACCCUACGGCGCUCUGCCCCUCUCCGGCCUGCUGGGGAUGAAGUCUGUCCCCUUCCUGACUCUGUCCGGCCCAGCCCCUGCUGUAGCAGUCACCGCUGCCCCGUCCCAUGCCACGCUGGCGGCAUACACCACCAAAAUCUCCUCAGCCAACUGCAUCAAGAAGCCAGAGAGACAGAAGUUUGCUCCUUACUGAUGCUACCAUCUGCGUAGCCUCAGGCUCUCCACUUGCCUGGAGGGCGACAUGAAGGACAGCUAUUUUGUUUUCUUCCACACGCCUGAUGUAGCCAUACCCUCUGCCAGAGUUUCUCUUGACCUGUACCUGUUUGACGAAGCACCACAAAGAGACCAAGAGAAAAUUUGGACAAUGGCGAUUAAUAUAAGUUCUUCACAUAUAUAGAUGAUUUGUGAGUUUCCCAUGAAUUUGUGGACCGCUGCAGUAUCAGCCGUCACCUCAUCACUGUUCUAUCACUGAUGAAGGGCAGCCGUCACCUCAUCACUGUUCUAUCACUGAUGAAGGGCAGC
Messenger RNA from Osmerus eperlanus (European smelt), 2350 nucleotides. RefSeq names its product poly(rC)-binding protein 4-like. The coding region runs from base 636 to 2021 and encodes 461 amino acids. Gene Ontology annotation, cellular component: cytoplasm; nucleus. Lineage: Eukaryota; Metazoa; Chordata; Actinopteri; Osmeriformes; Osmeridae. The transcript is spliced from 14 exons. Gene Ontology annotation, biological process: negative regulation of mRNA splicing, via spliceosome. The record is from RefSeq and is a predicted model, not a curated record. Gene Ontology annotation, molecular function: mRNA 3'-UTR AU-rich region binding.